Ipomoea triloba (trilobed morning glory) is the source of this 1335-nucleotide messenger RNA. RefSeq names its product SNF1-related protein kinase regulatory subunit beta-2-like. Bases 277 to 1128 code for a protein of 283 amino acids. Lineage: Eukaryota; Viridiplantae; Streptophyta; Magnoliopsida; Solanales; Convolvulaceae. The transcript has 5 exons. Gene Ontology annotation, molecular function: protein binding. The record is from RefSeq and is a predicted model, not a curated record.
GGGAAAUUUUUUAUUUUCAACUUUCCCUUUUAAUCACUCUGUAGUACUACAAGAAAUCAUUACCUCGCCAAAGUAUCUCCAAACUCAUUGGAUUAUAUAAAACCCACCUUCCUCCCUUUCUUUCACUGCUAUACUAUAAUACAGACACACUUCCAUCAAUCAACCAAAAGCUGCAGAAAUCAUGUUACCUUCCCUUUGAUCAUCACUUCUAUUCUUCUAGAUGUCCACCUAAAACAAUCUAUAGAGAGAGAGAAGAAGAAGAAGAAUGGGCAUGUUAUGAACAAAACCCAGAGCUUCAGAAGAAUAAUGGGUAAUGUAAGUGGGAAAAGGAAUGGGGAUGAAGCUGAGAGCUCUGGGGCCAAGAAUGUGGAAGAAGAGGAGUAUAUGGAGUUUGUUCACUCUCCAGGCUCCAUGGUUCAAUAUUCCCCUCUUCAUACCCCCAGGGCUUAUCAAUCACCUUUGAUUUUCACUCCGCAGAACCAAAGCAAUGCUGCAAUGAAUGAAAACACAACAGCAGAGUAUGGGGAGAUAGAAAUGCCUUUUGGGAAUGGGAUACCGACAAUGAUCACAUGGAGGCAGGGUGGAAAUGAGGUUGCUGUUGAGGGAUCAUGGGAUGACUGGCAAACAAGAGACUACUUGCAAAGAACAGACAAGGAUUUCAGUGUGAUGAAGAUGUUGCCAUCUGGGAUUUACCAUUUCAGAUUCAUUGUUGAUGGGGAAUGGAGGUAUGCUCCAGAUUUCCCACACGAGUGUGAUGAUAUGGGGCGUGUCUUCAAUGUGUUGGACUUGAAGGAUGUUAUUCCUGAGGUUCUAAACAACAUCUGUUGGCCCAAAUCGCCACCUUCCCCUGCAUCAAGCUACAAUUCUGCACCUUUUAGCUAUGGCGAUUUCAACGAAAAGCUACCCGAUUUGCCUCCUCUCUUGCAACAAACGCCACUAAACCGGACAUCUUUAUCCCGGGAUAGUGUGGAGACACUACAGAAGCCAUUGCCUGCAGUUUUGGAGCAUCUUUAUUUCCAGAAAGGGCAUGCUGGACAGUCCAUGGUGGCACUAAGUUCAACCCACAGGUUUCGAUCCAAAUAUGUUUCUCUGGUGCUUUUCAAAUCCUUAAAAGACCUUAAAAGGUGAACAAAUUAAUGAAUGGUGUUGGAUCAGUAGUUAAGGCAAAUAAGGCUCAAUGGAUGGGGAAUUCCAAUUUUUGCUCAUGAUAUGAUUGUUUGAUAUGUGACAUUGCAACCUGCUGGUGUAUGAUAUUGUAUAUCCUUAAGCCAAUUUGACUAGUUUUUAAUAUCAUACUUUUCUAAUAUAACCUUUGAAAGUCUGAAGUUGAUAGUA